GCGAGGAUGACAAAGGCGAUGAAUAAUCGUUUAUUUUCUUGUUUAGAAUUUUCUGCGCGACAUUUCGUUCUCCCAUUUUCAAUCCUGACUAUUUUUAUUCUUUCCUUUUUUUAUUCUUUUUUAAUUCUCGAUUUUUAUUUUAUUCUUCCCAUUAUCGACAUAAAUUUAUUUAAAUGCCUUCAGAAAAAAAUAUUCAAAUUGAAGUAAAUAUUUAAAUUUAUUUAAAAAAUAUUUUUAAGAAUUUCGAUCCAAAUGCUCCAGAAUUCUUUCCAUCAACUUGUUGUGAGUUUCUGCAUGUUAAGUCCGCCUUAUAUGUUGCUUCCUUUAUCCAAGUUGAUAAAAUAUAAAUAAAAAUUUAAAAAAAUUUUUAAAUUAGCUAGCAUUUGUGUUCUCUUUAACACUUGUCUAUUUAAUACUCGAACAAUCUCAAUUUAUUAAUGCAGUAGAUGUUUUUAGACCGGGAGUUGGAUUUGUUGUUAUAGUCAACUUGGCUGGAAUAUUUUGUGCUGUGGGUUAUUUGAAAUUUAAAACUAUUAUAAUGUAAAGCUGGCGAAGUUCCCUCCCUGCCUAGAAAAUAAAACUUAAAAUGAAAGCGAUCAGUCAGUGGUGAGAUUGGUGAGAAGCGGUUAAUCAACCUCGCAUUGAAACGAUCUCAGUAUCAAGUCCCAUCCAAUCCCUUGCCAUUUUUUUCAGUCAUUUAAAAUAAUUUUAUAAUUAUUUCUGAAAAAUUUUUUAGUUAACCGGUGUAUGUUUACAACGUGACCUUUUUAUUUCUGUCCAAAUUAUGCUCCUUCUGGGACUUGUUUGCCUCUCAGAUUUAUUUGCCUUUAUUUUAGGUAUUUCUAUAAAUCUUCAUUUAAAAUUUUUUUGAAAGUAUUUACAAUGGCCUUCGGUUCGAGAAUUUCACUUGGAAAUUCCUUGGAUGCCAAAUCCUUAGUUCAAUCUGUUUUGGUUAAUGACCAACGUUGGGAAUACUUUCUUGGCCCGUUUUGGCCCUAUUUGUUGGCUAUUAUUUUCCAUAUGACAGCUUGUGCAAUGAUUUGUUUUGUGGCUAUAUAUCGGCGAUAUAGGAAAUUUUUAACGAGAAAAUACGCAGCGAUAUCAGAUUCUUUUACACUACGACACUGA
This is a messenger RNA of Meloidogyne enterolobii, 1128 nucleotides long. Lineage: Eukaryota; Metazoa; Nematoda; Chromadorea; Rhabditida; Meloidogynidae. The record is from the annotation of a GenBank genome assembly.